Messenger RNA from Mesorhabditis belari, 705 nucleotides. The record is from the annotation of a GenBank genome assembly. NCBI's taxonomy places the organism in Eukaryota, Metazoa, Nematoda, Chromadorea, Rhabditida, Rhabditidae.
AUGCUCUUCUUGUUAGCAUUGUUACCGAUUGUGUCUGCUUAUCCUCAAUAUCCAAGAUUUCCGCCGUCAAAUGGAGGAUUUCAGGGUGGUUUCCCGGCGCCAAGUGGUUUCGGUGGACCAAUGGGUCAAGGUGGACCAAUGGGUCAAGGUGGACCAAUGGGCCAGGGCGGGCCGAUGGGAAUGGGAGGAAUGGGUGGAGUACCACCUGUGCCAAAGGAGCUUCCACCCGGUUUCGAGAGCGUUCUCCCAACCGACAAAUUGGAGGAGCUGAGGUCGAUCCACGAAAGCACAACACUGUCAAAUGAGGAUAAACAUGAUCGUAUCGAUAAAUUGUUGACCGCUUUACCAAUCGAGAUUCUUGAUCGAUUGCCGAUAAAUCCGGCUUUGGAUAAAUUGCCAGAUGAUGUAAAGCAACAGAUUAAAACGAUCACGAGAGAUCGAUCAAUCGAUUGGCGCUCAAAGAUGCAAAGAGUGCAACAAUACAUUCAAUCUUUACCUGAGUCGAUCAAGCGUCUUCUUCCACCACCGCCACCACCUGGAUUUGAAUAUUUGCCUGAAGAUGCUAAGGCGGCUUUGAAAGCGAUCCAGGAGAACGCGGCACUUGGUUUUCGCGAACGAUACUACAAGAUCAAGGAAGUGAUGGACCGUCUGCCAGCCGACAUUCGAGCCAAACUCCCACCACCUCCACCCCCACCACCAAUGUUU